This is a messenger RNA of Stomoxys calcitrans (stable fly), 3870 nucleotides long. RefSeq names its product TGF-beta receptor type-1 (gene babo). The record is from RefSeq and is a predicted model, not a curated record. Gene Ontology annotation, molecular function: ATP binding; activin binding; activin receptor activity, type I. Bases 818 to 2752 code for a protein of 644 amino acids. The transcript is spliced from 9 exons. NCBI's taxonomy places the organism in Eukaryota, Metazoa, Arthropoda, Insecta, Diptera, Muscidae. Gene Ontology annotation, cellular component: activin receptor complex; plasma membrane. Gene Ontology annotation, biological process: nervous system development; activin receptor signaling pathway; cellular response to growth factor stimulus.
CACUGAUUGCGAACCAGAAACAAAAAAAUAUAUAAUAUCAGGUGAUAGGUGAUAAAAUAAAAACCUCGUUUUGAGAUGCAAAAUAUUAAAAUUGAUUAUUAAUUACGGCACCAAAACGUUUUCCACAUAAGGCACUAUUUAAAUACUAUCGGUUUAAAUAGACUGGGCAACGUAAAUUGAUAAAAGUAAUACCGAAGGUUGGUUUUUUCUUCGUAUCGGAUAGUCGGUAGAAAGAGCAAGUGAAAAAUGAAAAAAACAGAUUAAAUUAAGGAAAUAAAAAAUAUAUUUAUUAGCUUGAAAAAGGAAAAAUGCCCUUUGAAAAUAGCAAACAGAAAUGUUGAAAGAAUACUUGAAUAAAUUUUGAUUCGAAAAUGUGUUGUGUCCAAGGUGUCUUGAGGCUGUUUUCCUUACCCCCAUCAACAUAACAAAAAGACCCAAGCAAAAACAACAACAACAACCAUUAUACGAAAGGAAGAAGUGAAGAAAAUACAGCGCAACACAGUGACACAAAGGAGGGAGCGACAGGAAUUAUUGAUUUGUUCUUUAAAAUGUUCAUCGUUUAGUUUUAGGUGCAAAAAUAUUGACACUCGCUUUGUUUUUCUUACGAUAAAUGUGUCAACAAUUUGUGUUUAGUGGGCCCGCACUGCAAAUGUUGUCUUGCAUUUAUGUAUAACAUCGAUAUCGACCCCCAAACAUGAGCCGCUGCUAUUUAAUUAAUUUGUAUUUGUCGUUGCGGAAAGCAAUAGAAAGUACCUCCAAAACAAAUUACAUGCUUUAGAUAUGCGCAAACAACAACAGCAAGAGCUACAACGACAAAAUGAAAGUUUUUAUAUUGAAUUUAUUUAACUAUAAUUACCACAUCUACAAUUCGAUGCAUACUUUGUUUCAAAGGAUGUCUGUUAUAACGAUCCUAUGGUGUUUGCUGAUAGUUGAUGUAUGCCACGCUUCUCCCAUUAACAUCAAAACAUCAUCUGAGAACCAGAGCACUUCAUCCUUGAUCUACAAUAACUUUAACAAACCUUUGGAGUAUGGAAGUCAGUCCUUCAAUGCUAGCAACGGCGGUGGUAACUCGAGACGUUUUGUGUCUGGCAAUGCUGCAAGACCCACUUUUGGCAUACGAAAUGACUCGAUGCCACAAAUGUUGGUAUCAGCCACACUUUCAACACCUAAGCAGCUGAGGAAUAAGCCCCGAGAUCGUCCUCUUAAGUGUCAUUGCGACAUAUGCAAGGAUAGUAACAAUAUAUGUGAAACGGAUGGUUAUUGUUUCACCUCGGUACAAAAGGAAGCAUCCGGCAACACAAUAUUCAGUUACAGCUGCCUUGAUAAGAAAUACGAUAUGCAACGGGAGCCUUUUGAAUGUUUGACCAGCAAAGAAAAACAACAUACCUAUGUCGUUCAGUGUUGCCAUGUGGAUUUCUGCAACAAAAAUGAACUCUUAAAACUGAAGUUUGCCGAAGAACACCAUAUACCGCCUGAAGAUCCGGCCUGGUGUCACGAAAGCACCUCUGAGUCGUCUGUACAAUGUUGCGAAGAAGAUUUCUGUAAUACAAAAGAAAAUUAUACGGGCGCCUUGCCAGAUUAUCUACCAGAAGAGACCAUCAACACAUGGGUGCUGGUCGCCAUUAUAUUUGGGGCAACCCUUCUUGCGUGCCUGUUGGUGUUUGUGUCGUGGUGUUUCUAUCAGAAACGUAAACAAGGAACAAGUCGAGCACGUCCAUUUGCUCCCGAAGAUUCAGUGUAUGAUCCCAUCUUGAAUGGCGGCAACACGCUGCAGGAUAUCAUUGAACUGACGACCUCGGGAUCUGGUUCAGCCGGUCUGCCGUUAUUGGUGCAACGUUCGAUUGCUCGACAAAUACAAUUGUGCCAUGUCAUUGGAAAGGGGCGUUUUGGCGAAGUAUGGCGUGGACGUUGGCGCGGCGAGAAUGUGGCCGUGAAAAUAUUUUCAAGUCGUGAGGAGUGUUCAUGGUUUCGUGAAGCAGAAAUCUAUCAGACCGUUAUGUUGCGGCAUGAAAAUAUCUUGGGUUUCAUAGCCGCCGACAACAAAGACAAUGGAACUUGGACUCAGUUAUGGCUAGUCACAGAUUACCACGAAAAUGGAUCGUUGUUUGAUUAUCUAACAUCGCACACAGUGGACACAAAGACAAUGCUCAGUAUGGCUUUGUCUAUUGCCACGGGUUUGGCACACCUCCACAUGGAUAUAGUGGGUACACGCGGUAAACCGGCCAUUGCCCAUCGCGAUCUGAAGUCAAAAAAUAUUUUGGUCAAAUCGAAUUUGACUUGUGCCAUUGCCGAUUUGGGCCUAGCAGUGAGGCAUGUGGAAAAGAAUGAUUCUGUGGACAUACCAUCGACCCAUCGUGUCGGUACCAAACGCUAUAUGGCACCUGAGGUAUUGGAUGAGAGCAUGAAUGCCCAACACUUUGAUUCGUACAAGAGAGCCGAUGUUUAUGCCUUCGGCUUGAUACUCUGGGAGAUUGCACGUCGUUGUAACAUUGGCAUGAUAUACGAUGAAUAUCAAAUGCCGUACUAUGAUGUAGUACAACCUGAUCCCAGUAUUGAGGAAAUGAAAAAGAUUGUUUGUAUUGACAAAAUGCGUCCCAACAUUCCAAAUCGUUGGCAUGCUUCGGAUGUGUUGCACAGUAUGGCUAAGGUUAUGAAGGAAUGCUGGUAUGCGAAUCCAGUGGCGCGCCUUACAGCACUUAGAAUUAAAAAGACUCUGUCAAAUAUACGAGUCGAGGAGAAAGUCAAAAACUGAUGUGUGUCAUGGCAAGCACAAGAAAAUCAAUCUGCACCACCAUUGAUCCCCCUACCCAUUCAAUUUCAAUUUCAAUAUCGAUAUUGAUUGAUUUGUAUCAUGAACACGAUUACAUCGAUGGGAGCGUUGACAAAAGUAUAUUUUUUAUGUUUACGAAUGAGAUUUGAAGAAUGUAGAGAUAGAGAGUGAUUUACUACGAUAUCCUUAAGUACGUUUGCCCAAGACGAAAGCAGGGGAAAAGGCCAAACGCAAGUACAACUGUGCGUCAUUUUCACACGAUGUGGUAGGAAUUGACAGACCCAAGGCAAUAGCCCAAUAAAAUAUGAAAGGCAUCGUGGAGAAACGAUUAAUUAGCCGUCCUCUUGGAGAAGUGUCUUCUUUGGAGAAGCCUUUAAAAAUUCCUCGACCAUGGGUGGAUAUGCUUGCAGUCAUCGCAUCGUUUGUUGAUGACAUCCCGGCGGACGCCUUGUCAAGCAAAAUAUUUUGGGCAACUUAUAUUUUAUUUUUAUAAUUUUUUUUUUGUAAAACAUUUUAAAUGUUUCAAAUUAGGUUACUCAAAGUUAUUUUUAAGGCAGCUACAUUUAAGAUAAGUCGUUUGGCAACGGCUAUAAGUUUGAAACCGGAGUAAAUUAUGCAAAAAUCCUGUUUUCUGUUUUGCCAAAAGGCAAGUUACGCUCUAUGUUUCUAUUCUAAGUUAAAUGUACCUAAUAAUUAUUUAUGUAUGAUGUAUGUAUUUGAAUUUACAUGUCCCAAUCGUUACGUAUGUAUAUACUACUAUGAAUAUCUACGUACCAGAAGGAACAAUAUUCGUUUGGUAAUAUUUAGAUGGACAGGCAAAACACAGUGCGCGACAGACAAGCUUCUUCAAUUAUAUUAAUUAUUGUUUUUCGAAUUAUUUUAAAUUUCUACGAAACCAAAGAACCAAAUGGGUUGGCCCAUGCGAUUACAUUGCAUGAUGUAUGCAUGUAUAGCGAAUGGCAGGACCCUUGUCUAAAUAAUAAAAAGCAAAUCUUGUUCCUUUGCUCUACACACUUCGCACCGGAGGUGUUUUUAUUAAACAAAACAACAAAACAAAAAUCUUGUAAAUAUAACACCAAUAUGAAGUUAGAAACUAACAA